AUGUCUCCUACCAAAUCAGCAAACAAGGCAAGAGGGAGGAAACAGAAAGUUGCAGAAAGCAAGAAGGAAAAGGAAGAACCAAUUCAAACAAGAAAAGGGAGAAAGGCGGGAUCUGAUAUUUCCCCUAACACUAAUGAGAAUGGCAGAGGAAAAAGGAGUGACAAAGGCAAAAGUAGUGAAGUACAAAGCAAAAAAAGAAAUGUAUUCAGUAAAGGGAAGUCCAAAAAAGAUGAGGAGAAAAAGGGAAAGGUGGACCAAGUGGAGAAGUUACAAGAUGAAGAAACUGACUCACCUAAAAUAAGGAGAAAAGGGAGGCAACAAAAUGGCAAACUCUUAACUGCUAAGGCUACGAGUAAAGGAGUCACAGGCAAAGUAAGCAAAGGUAAAGAAUCCAAGCCUAUUCUAAAACCCUCUGCAGUUAAAACAGCCAGCAAAGCACACGAAAUUCGCACAAAAAGGCGAGGUCAUAAGAUAGAGGACUCAGAAGAAGAUCAAUCUGAGAGUGAAAAAGAAAAAUCUGAACAUUCUGAAGAAAUGAGUGAAGAUGAGAAGGAGGAAGAGGAAGAGUCAGAAUGUGUGGAAGAAACUGCUGAGAUAGAAGCAAGUAAAGUGAGCAGUGAGGAAGACACAUCAGACACAGACAUCAAAAUGGGGGAAGAGGUGAAUGAUGAAACAAAGGGAGAAAUGGAGGAAGGAGAGAAGGAUGCAAAUGAAGCCUUAAAAAGUGAAAUUACAGUGGAAUCUGAAGAGGAAUCUACCAGUAGUGAGGAGGAAGUAGAAUCUGAAGAACAGCUCAGUGAUAAAGCUGAUGACAAGCAAGAGGAACCCGCUCUUUCAUCCAAGAAGCCACAACCACUCAACCUGGCUGCACACAUCCAAGGCCAGAAAGUCAUGCUGAAAUCUAAAAUGCUAUGUAAAAAAGACCCUAUUACAGUGGAGAAGCCCAGUGAAAAGGCUCCAACGUCAGAAGAAGCUGAGAUAAACAGAAUGGCCCUCACUAAGAUUGAUGCAGUGAAAGGGAAGUCCCAGAUCAUAAAAAUGGCAAGCAAAUUAAAGAUAGUCAACAAGACUGAAGAGAUUAAGAAGGAAGAGAAAACCGUGAGUCCACCAAAAAUUUCAAAAGGUUUGCUUAACAAACAGCCCCUGAUGUUGUUUACAAUGAAAGGGAAGGGGAAAGAUGAUAAAAAUAAAAAUGCAACCAAGGUAGAUCAGUCAGUGGAUGAAAUAAAUGUAGAAACUACACCAAAACCAAAAACAGGAAAUGUAAGAUUGAGUUUAGGAAUGGCAAGGAUUGCCUCUCUAAGAUACCAGGCAAAGAAGAAGAAAAUUAAUGAACAAACAGUAACGGAAACAAGUGAGACUGGAGAUGUAGUGUCAUCAAAAUCAACAGAACAUUUGAUAGCACAGAAGAAAGGAGUGACUACCUUGUACCGUGUCUCUGGAUGGAUCCAAAAGAAGAUUCCCCAGAGAGUCAGUGCUCGGCGAAAAUUCAUUGCCAUCACACAAGCAAUUGGAAUUUCUAGGUGGCUGCCUACGCUGAUUCUGAAGAAGAAGAAUAGUCCCACAAAAUCCAAAAAGACCCUCCUCCACCAUAAGAUGGCCUUGAAAAUGGCUGGCAGUUCCAUACAGACUAAUAAAAGGGCAUUGAUCUCAGAAAAUGCAAACGUAACAGAUACACAAGAAAAGUUUUCUGAAGACCCAGGACAAUCAUGUGAUGAACCUUGUUCUUCGCUGCAAGAUCCAGAUGAAAAGGCCAACUCAGGAGAUGCCAAAUAUGCAAUCGUACUUCCCAGAAUGAAUAAAAUUGGCAAAGGUGAAGACACUGCUGCUCCUGCUAACACUAGCACAGACAAUGGCUUUGCUCCAGAGCGUAAACCUCCAAAACCUGGUGCUCGUCUGGUGCUUCCAGUAAAGCCAGACCUCAGCCUACUCAAAUCUGUUAAAAGGAGGAAUACUACAAAUCAUCCAGAGAGAAACUAUGAAGAACAAGUGUCAGAAAGUAGAAAGGAAGCAAAAAUUGACAAUACAAUGCCAGUACUAGACAAUAAAGAUAGUGCCAGCACCUUGCAAGCAGCAAAAGGGAAACUUGUGGGCUCACAGAUUAAUCUUACUAAACUGGCGCUGUCAAGGCCUCUUCUGGCAGGAGGCAGAAGAAUUGUGCAAAAGUUGGAUGGCAAGGAAAGGGAUAAGAAUCUGGGCCAGGCAGUUCCGUCUGCCAAGGCUGAACCAUGGAUAGAUGGUUUGGGGACAUCAUUUUAUGAAGAGGAGGAAGAUAGAGAAGUGGCUGAACUGAUGGGUGAUGGCAUUCUUCCAUCGGCGAUAGAACUCCACUGGGCUCAGCAUCACCAAAUGUGUAGUGAUCCUCAGGACUGGCUGCGCAGUGAAAACCUGCCACCACAUCAAGUCAGAGAGAAGCUUACUAAGUGGACUGUCUAUCAAGAUGAUGAACGUGCCCAAAUGAUACCUAAACGUGAUGGCAGAGGACCAUGGGAAUCAGAAGAUCCAGCUCAGAAUAUGUUGGAGAGCAGGCUCAACAGCACUCAGACAUAUAUCAGCGAUAUACUGUUAUCGAUCAACCCCUUUAAGCCCCUCAGUAUCUACACAGAGGAGUUGAGACAGCAGUACCAAGGCAAGGAGAAGCACAAUAAUCCACCUCAUGUUUAUGCCAUUGCGGAUGCUGCAUUUUGCCAAUCUCAAAAUACCACACAAGAGCAAUGCAUCAUUAUAAGUGGGCAGAGUGGAUCUGGGAAGACUGAAGCAGCAAAACUUAUUGUUCACUACCUGAGCUCUAUGUAUCAGGGUAGAAAUGACAAUCUGCGUCAGCCAAUGGAUGUUUUGCCCAUAUUAGAAAGCUUUGGUAAUGCCAAGACAAUACUCAACAACAAUUCUAGUCGUUUUGGUAAAUACCUACACAUACACAUAAGGAGUGGUGUAGUUGUCGGGACUUCACUGUCAAAAUAUCUCCUAGAGAAAUCACGAAUUGUGUUCCAGGCCAAAGAUGAAAGGAACUAUCAUGUGUUUUAUGAGCUGUUGGCUGGGAUGAAUCAAUGGGACAAGCAGGAUUUCUAUCUGCAGGGAGCUGAGACUUACUAUUACCUCAACCAGGGUGGAGCCUGUGAGCUUCAAGGGAAGAACGACGAGCAGGAUUUCUUGCUUCUUGUACGAUGUUUAGAGACAAUUGGAUUACAUGCUGAGCAGAUAAGCACAAUUUGGGGCAUUCUGUCAUCCAUUUUACAGCUGGGCAACAUCUGCUUCAGCUCUUAUGAGGUCGAGUCGUUUGAGGUGGCAAGGAUCUUUAGUGAGGCUGAAGCUCGCAGAGUGGGUAACCUAUUACAGGUGUCAGCUGAAGGCCUGCAGACUGUUAUUACGCACCGAGUUACAGAAACCACUUAUGAUAGGAUCUACUGCCCCCUGUCUGUGGAAUGUGCCAUUGAAUCCAGGGAUGCCAUUGCCAAGGCCCUCUACUCUGUGCUCUUUGAUUGGCUGCUUGAGCAUAUCAAUGAGUGGUUAAUCCCCACAGAGAUGGACAGCACUGUUGGCAUCGUGGACAUUUAUGGGUUUGAGGACCUUGGUGUGAACAGCUUUGAGCAGCUGUGUAUUAAUUUUGCCAAUGAGCAGAUCCAACAAUUUAUGAACAAAGCACUAGUGUCACAGGAACAGGAGGAAUACAACUCUGAGCAGAUCCCAUGGUAUCCUGUGACCCUACAGAAUUUCCAUCCCUGUCUGGAGCUCAUUUCCGCUCGGCCACAUGGCAUCCUCCGCAUCCUGGAUGACCAAACGUGUCUGCCUCAGGCUACAGACCACACCUUUCUGCAGAAAUGUCACUAUCACCAUGGCAACAGUCCCUACUAUGCCAAGCCCAAGAUUCCUUUGCCCGUCUUUACUGUGUAUCACUAUGCAGGAGCUGUUACUUACCAGGUUCAUAACUUCCUGAAUAAAAACCACGACCAGUUUCGUGCAGAGGUAUUAGAGCUCUUUGCACGCAGUAGAUUACAGAUGGUAUCAGGUCUGUUCCGUAAGGUGCAGGAACACUGCAUCCACCAGAAACAGCUGCGUGCCAGAGGGAGAGGAAACCGGCACCAGGCAUCAACUGUAGCUGCACACUUUCAACAGUCACUCACCGAACUCAUCACACGGCUGGACAGGUGUAAAAAUAUGUUUAUCCGAUGUUUUAAGCCAAACUAUGUAAAGCUUCCUGGAAUAUUUGACGUGGAGUACAUCACCACGCAGUUGAAACAUGGAGGAAUCCUAGAGACCAUUCAGAUUAGAAAACAGGGAUUUCCUAUUCGUAUCCCAUUCAAGGAUUUCAUGGAGAGGUAUGGUGUGCUGUUAGCACAGCGGGAUGUAAACCUCUCUGAUAAAGAACAGGUCGUUUCCCUGCUGGAGUUCAUGGGUGCUGAGGACACUCAGUAUCAAUUAGGUCUGAACAAGGUGUUUAUGAAGGAAUCACUGUACCAGCAAGUGGAUCAGAAAUGGAGUAGCACUCAAACCUGGGCAGCCAUCAUUAUCCAGAGGAACAUCCGUGGCUUUAUCUGCAGACGCAAUUUCCGCUUCUUCAAACAGAAAGCCAUUAUACUCCAGUCCUAUAUCAGAGGUCACCAGGCCAGGAAGUAUUAUAAGAGACUGAAGCGCUCCUUUACCCAAUUCUGGGCUGCUAUUAUGAUUGCUAGAAAUAUGAUCAAGAGACGAAAGUGGAGGGAACACAACAAGCAAACCAGAGCAAAGCAGGUGGUCAAACCCCUGUCUACUUAUUCAGGGAUGGAUGUGGGAAUGCUGGAGAUCCCAGCUGAUCUAUCAGCACGAUUGCGUAGCGCAGCAGGGCGUCCACAGGGGUCAGGGGUAAUAGAGGUAGCUCUACCACAGGUCAAAGCUGAGCACCACCUCUCCCUGCCUCCUGAUAUCGACAGCUACCCAUUCUCCCAAUACGCCAACACAGUUCUCAAGGAUGGAUGGUGCCAGGCUCAGGGUCAGUCCCUUCAGAGCCCCCUCACCUCUCUGGAGCCGGGAGAUGCCCGUAUAGCUCUGGAGAUAUACAAACUGAUUCUACGCUUCUGUGGGGACUCAGAGAUGACUGGAUGGCAGGAGCAGAUGUUGGGGAAUUACAUACUGGAGAAAGGCCAAAGCAGACCUUCACUAAGGGAUGAGAUCCUGGCACAGCUCGUCUAUCACACAUGGGGUCGUGAGGAUGAGGAUGGCUCAGUGAGGGGCUGGUUUCUCCUGGCCUCCUGUCUCAGUGCCUUCACACCAUCUCCUUCACAGGAUAAACCUCUGCUCAAGUAUGUGUCUGACCAGGGUCCAGGAGAAUAUCGCUCUCUGUGUCAGCAUAAGCUUCUCACAUCUCUCCAGCUGCCUUUUCCUGCCUGCAGACAACAGCCGCCUACUCAGCUCGAAUGGACUGCCAAUCAGAGAAAGGGGAAGAUGGUCGUGGAGGUCAACACUUUCAACGAGGAGAAGCUAACAGCAGAAGUGGAGUCCUGGACCACAGGAGAACAACUGACAUCCUGGCUCCUGAGCUUUAAAGGUGUGCCUGAGCUUCAGCGGGGCUGGUCUGUGUCUCUGCUAGCUGAAGAGGGCUGGUCUGAUCUAAAUGGCUGUGACUAUGUGAUGGACCUUCUGGCUGGUGCUGAGACUGAUGUUCCCUUGGGACAAACAUCUGCCCAGCCUGAUUAUCUUUUCAGUGACAUGGGGGACAGGAUGAUGACCACAGACUUGGAUGACUUCAUCCCUCCGGCCCCCUCCAUGCAGGCUCCUGGCCUGCCUCCUUUGGAAGCUGCUCCAUGGGACACUUCUGGUCAAUAUAGAUCCCGAGAACCAAAACUGGAUUCCUAUGUGGAUGACCUGUUUGAUCCUGUGCUGGAUCAAGGACCUCCAGACUUUGAGCGAACGGCCAUGCUGAACCGCAGGAUGAGGGGGGGAGGAGGGAUGUUCCCUAGCAUGUAUAAUGGAGCAGGUGCUCCAAUGUCAAUGCCAGCUUAUAAUAUGGGAAUGCCCAUGAAUCCAGCCAUGCCAGGCUAUGCAGCCGCACCAAUGAUGCCAAACAUGAUGCCUGCUAUGAUGAUGCCAGGCAUAAUGCCUCAAUCCGCUAUGCCUACCAGCCCUCCAGUUAUCAACCCCCAGCAAAUGGCUGAACAGCAGCAAGCUUUCAUCAACCAGCAAGCUUUACUCAUGGCCCAGCAGAUGACAAUGCAGGCAAUGACACUGUCCCAACAGCAGCAGCAGGAGCAGCUGAAAAAACAGCGCAAGCAAUGGCCGCAACAGCAGCAGCCACAGCAGCCGCCGCAGCCACAGCAGCCGCCGCAGCCGCAGCCACCACAGCAACGGGAGCAGCAGCGGGAGCAGCAGCAACAGAAGCCUGCUUGCCUCACAGCACCAAAACCCAACAAUCCACCUGUGCAGCAAAACAUCCCGGUGGUAGCACAACCUGCAAAAGAACACACAACUGCCGGUGAACAAAAGCCAGGAUCCUUUCAGGAGAAGAGAGCCUUCUUCCAGAAGAUUGGAACUCAAGAAGCUCAUUCAAAACCCCCUCCAAAGGUCGCUAAACCACUUAUCUAUGCCCCCCCAGCAGCCGUACAGGCCAGAGACCCAUCUCCAGUUAAACCGGAAGUGAAACCACCUCCAGAACCCAGUAAACCACCUCCAGAACCCAGUAAACCACCAGAGUCACCAAAACCAGAGCAUGAUUCCCCCCCAAUGUCACCUAUUAAACCAGAACCCACUACCAGCAUUCGAGAUCUCAUCAAGCAGUACCAGAACCGGCCUCCUCCAGAGCCCAAACCCUUUGAGCCUGUCAGAGUUCCUGCCAAGCAUUUUCAGAAAAAGAAUGACCCUAAAGAGGAGGCACUGGCCAUUCUCAGAGCAAAAGGACCAGUCCCUCAAAAGAAGAAACAAUGGGUUGAUCCUCCACCACAGAAAAAAGAGCCACUAUUUUUUCCUCCUCCUCCUCCUCCUCCAGCUCCUCUGUCUCAGCCUGAAAAAUCUGGUCCUCGUGUCAUCUCCAACAGCAUGAAACAGAAGCAGCGCUCUCUAGUUGACCUUUUUGGCUCGCAACGCUCUCGGGCUCCUCCCACUCCUCCUCCAGAACCUGCCCCUAUUCUCCCAAUUAACAUCCCUGACCCACCCCCUAUGGCCGCACCUAGACUAAAUCAGCUUCAGGGAAUGGCCAGUGAGGAGAGCGUUCACUCCCAGCUACACAGAUUUUCUGCUAGUGUCUACUUCUCCUACUCACGUAUGCCUGGGAAGCUCUUCUUGCGAAAGGAGUUGUUCUACCCCCGAGAGAAGUUUACACACCCAUAUAUCCUCAACUUAUUGUGCGAGCAGAUUAUGAGAGACACCUACUCAGAUGCCUGUGUGCGAAUUUCACGUGAAGAACGGCGCAAAAUGAAAGAUUUGCUCGCACGCUUCCACGUUGGAACGAGCAUCAGUGCUGUGCAGGAUGAUGCCAUGAAGAAGAGGGUUGUCAUGGCAGCCAGGGACAACUGGGCCAAUUAUUUCACACGUCUCUUCCCUGUGAAUGGUGGAAAUGGAGGUGAUACUCAGAUUCUUGGUGUUUCACAUCGUGGCAUCAAAAUGCUGAGGAUGGUCAAAGCAUCAGGCAUUAACCCAAAACACCUCAAACUGCUCAGGAGUUAUAGCUAUGCAGAAAUGUUGUCUGUAGAGCAGAAGGGUGCUGAGACCGUUGCCAUCAGCCUGAAAAGUGAGGAGCUGCAGCUACACUCUCCACAAGCCCCUCAGAUAACUCACGUAGUGCGCCUCUUCCUCAUCGAGCUGACCAAGGGUUCAGAGUAUGUUGUUGCUCUGAACAGCUAUGUGACAGAUGAUAAGAGCCUGCUUAGCUUCCAGAAAGGUGAUGUCAUCAAACUGCUGCAAAUGGAUGGCCUUCAGGAUGGAUGGAAGUUUGGCUCAACCGGAGGCCGAUCUGGUCUUUUCCCAGCUGAUAUCACUCAGCCUUCUGCACCUCCAGACUACCACAGCAUGUCCAUGGACCGACAGGUUGAGAGGAGAAAAAGCAUGAGGAACUCUCGUACCUCCGUGGUGGCCCCUGGUGGACACUCGGCCCUCAACAGCACAAGUGUGGAGUCAAUAGCCAGUGAGCGCAGUGUUGAGGGUUCAGAGUAUGUUGUUGCUCUGAACAGCUUUGUGACAGAUGAUAAGAGCCUGCUUAGCUUCCAGAAAGGUGAUGUCAUCAAACUGCUGCAAAUGGAUGGCCUUCAGGAUGGAUGGAAGUUUGGCUCAACUGGAGGCCGAUCUGGUCUUUUCCCAGCUGAUAUCACUCAGCCUUCUGCACCUCCAGACUACCACAGCAUGUCCAUGGACCGACAGAUUGAGAAGAGAAAAAGCAUGAGGAACUCUCAUACCUCCCUGGUGGCCCCUGGUGGACGCUCGGCCCUCAACAGCAGAAGCGUGGAGUCAAUAGCCAGUGAGCACAGUGUUGAGGUGGGGUCAGUCUACGGCUCAGAUAUAGACCCCCGACUGUCCCACAUGGCUGAGUUUGCCAGGAAGUACUUCAGAGAGGCUGUUCUGAGGUUAAUAUUUUAA
Messenger RNA from Neoarius graeffei (lesser salmon catfish), 8538 nucleotides. RefSeq names its product myosin XVB (gene myo15b). The record is from RefSeq and is a predicted model, not a curated record. Bases 1 to 8538 code for a protein of 2845 amino acids. NCBI's taxonomy places the organism in Eukaryota, Metazoa, Chordata, Actinopteri, Siluriformes, Ariidae. Gene Ontology annotation, molecular function: protein binding; ATP binding; cytoskeletal motor activity. The transcript has 51 exons. Gene Ontology annotation, cellular component: cytoskeleton; myosin complex.